AUGUGAAACGUGUGUGUAUGCGUGCGUUGAACAGGCUGAAGCUGAGCCGGGAUGUUAUGCUAAAGUAAUCUCAAACCAUUUUUACCGAAUGUAUAGUUAGCAGUAGACCUUCGCAAACACAUAGGGUAUAAAAACAACCAAUAAUGACUUUGCCUGAGGUCCUCACGUUGGUUUUGUUCUCCUGGCUGUUGGUUAUUCAGCCGUUGCAAACGUUAGCAUGGGAUGCAGACUUGGAGCUUUUCGACCUAGUGGAGGAAAUCCCGCAAAACUUCUACGAAUUCCUGUCUGUGAAUCACGAUGCAUCUUCGUCUGAGAUCAGGAAGGCAUAUAGAAAGCUCUCUCUUACAUUACAUCCAGAUAAAAACAAAGAUGCAAAUGCAGAAACCCAGUUCCGACAGUUAGUUGCCAUCUAUGAGGUUCUUAAGGAUGAGGAAAGAAGACAAAGAUAUGAUGACAUCCUGGUUAAUGGGCUGCCAGAUUGGAGACAGCCUGUCUUCUACUAUCGACGUGUUAGGAAGAUGAGUAAUGGAGAGCUGGGCUUCCUCCUCUUCCUCAUUCUGACAGUGGGCCACUAUGCAGUUAUAUGGUCUAUCUACCUUGAGAAGCAAUUGGAUGAACUUCUGAGUAAGAAGAAGAAAGAGAAGAAGAAAAAACAAAGCAGUAAGAUAACAGAGGAGAUUAAAUCUUUGGCACAGGAAAAAAAUGAAAGAUCUGACAAGCCACACUGGCAUGACAUUUUGCCUCUCAAAUUAAGCAUCUGGUUAUACUAUUCAGUGAAGUCUCUCCCUCAUAUUAUACAGGAUGUAAAGCAGUAUUACAAAGAUUAUAAAGAAAUGAAAGUAAAAGAAAAGGAGGAGGCAGAAGCUCUGGCAGAGGAGGAAAUGCAGCAGAAAGAAAAACGGCCCAAGGUGAAGAAACCUAAAGUGGAGUUUCCAACCUAUGAACCAAACACCGAUCCUGCUUUUGUGCCUGCAUAUGAUCAGGGAACAUCUAUUGAAGAUAUUGAAGAUCAAAUGGAAGCCUGGUUAGAAGACAAAAAACACCAGAAAAAGAAAGCGCAUGAGUGGACAGAGGAGGAUUUUAGCCUGCUGUCUCGCUGCAUGGCCAAGUUUCCUGGUGGAACACCGGGACGGUGGGAGAAAAUUGCUCAUGAAAUAGGCAGAUCAGUGACUGAGGUCACAACAAAAGUGAAGCAAGUCAAAGGCUGUGUCACUAAUACAUCAGGGUUGGUGAAGCUUUCGGAGCUGAAGGGUGGUGCUAUGAUAGGAAAGAGUUCCAGAGCAGUCACAGUGCCAGACAAUCUGAUGACCCAGCGAGAAGAGCCCUUAGAGCAGCAGCUGGAUGAUUUGGGAGAAAAUGUUGGGGGAGAGGAAUCUGAAAGCAAAACCCUGAGAAGGCGACCAAGAAAGUCUGCUGCCGGGAAUGCUGGAGCAGUGGAGGAGAGAGUGAAAGGGCGUAGACAGAUGGACUUUGACCCCACAGCUGUGGAUGAAGACAGUGAAGAUGAGAAAAAAGGUCCUAAAGAAAAACCCAGUGCUGCUGCAGAUGAUUUAUGGACGCAGAACCAUCAGAGGCUCUUGGAGCUGGCCUUACAGCAAUACCCACGUGGCACCACUGAACGCUGGGACAGGAUUGCUAAGGUGGUGCCUGGAAAGACCAAGGAGGAGUGCAUGUCCCGUUACAAACUGUUGGCAGAGCUAAUUCAGAAAAAGAAACAAGCCAAGAGUUGACUUCUUGUCUUCAAUAAUUCACCAUACCUCUCACCUGCUUGAAAUGUGCCUUAAUACAACAGAAAGUCCUGAUGUGAGACACAAUGUGCCAUAUUCAGCAAAGCCUCAAACUUCAGCUCUACUCAUUGGAGAGAUUCAUGCUUGAGAAUUAUAUUAUAACCUGCCCAUUUAAAGAUAAAACAUUUUUAUUUAUUUUAGAAUCUUUUUCAGGUUGUGCACUCUUUUUUCUCUAUGCAACCAGACAGUUUGAGCAAAGAGUCACAUUUUAAUGUUUGUUUUUUCUUUCCUAUUUUGACUUCUUGGAACACUGUUUUUCAGAGGAACUGUGUGCUGUCCUGGAAUAUUUUUGAUCAUGAUACAAGAUAAAGUAUUUUGCAUACAACGUUUAAAGUGUCAUGGUGUCUCAUGUGGUCAUUAUUAUGCUUCAGCGCAUUGGCUCACGUAUUUUGAAGAACAAGCAUGUUCCCUUCAGCUGCAGUGAAUGCACAUUGCAUACACCGAUCAACCACAACAUUAAAACCACCUGCCUAAAAUUGUGUAGGUCCCCAUCGUGCUGCCAAAAUGGCACCAACC
Molecule: messenger RNA, 2303 nt
Organism: Xyrauchen texanus (razorback sucker)
Lineage: Eukaryota; Metazoa; Chordata; Actinopteri; Cypriniformes; Catostomidae
Product: dnaJ homolog subfamily C member 1-like
Exons: 12
Coding region: 144-1730 (528 amino acids)
Cellular component (GO): endomembrane system
Source: RefSeq, a predicted model, not a curated record